This is a messenger RNA of Aspergillus japonicus CBS 114.51, 1034 nucleotides long. Its product is annotated as aromatic alcohol reductase. The transcript is spliced from 3 exons. Gene Ontology annotation, molecular function: oxidoreductase activity. The coding region runs from base 87 to 995 and encodes 302 amino acids. The record is from RefSeq and is a predicted model, not a curated record. Lineage: Eukaryota; Fungi; Ascomycota; Eurotiomycetes; Eurotiales; Aspergillaceae.
GUCUUUUCCCAUUGACUUACUUCCCUUCCUUUCCUACAUUAACCCUAACUACGUAUCCUCCAACCUCAUCCUCCACCUCCACCACAAUGUCUGCCAUUCACAAAGUCGCCAUCUUCGGAGCAUCCGGCAACUUUGGCACCCCAAUCACAGCAGCCCUGCAAUGCGCCCCAGCCUUCGCCAUCACCAUCAUCACCCGCCCCGAAUCCACCUCCACAUUCCCACCGGGUCUUCCCGUCAUCCGGACCCCUUACACCCUCGCCGACCUAACCGCCGCCCUGACAGGCCAAGACGCUGCCAUCUGCGUCGUCGGGCCCGGGGGCAUUCCCGCACAAGCCACCAUGGUCGAAGCGGCUGCCGCUGCCGGCGUACAACGGUUCAUCAUCGACGAUUUCGGCUGGGGGCAUAACCCCCACAGCCUGCCGGAGUUCAGCGCCAUCCAUGCGCAGCGCCGCGUGGGGUGGGACCUGGCGCAACAAACGGCGCGGGAGAACCCCGGGUUCACGUUUACGGGGAUCACGACGGGAAAUCCGAUUGAUUGGGCAAUGAAAAAGUUCCCCAUGAUGGGCUUCGACAUCGCCCACGAGGCGGCUAUCAUCUACGACUCGGGCACGGAGAAGUUCACCGGCACGACUUUGGCAGGGAUCGGACAGGCGGUGGUCGGGGUGUUGCUGCAUCCGGAGGAGACGGCGAAUCGCUUCGUCAAGGUUCUGUCGAUUGUCACCAGCCAGAAUGAGUUGUUGGAGGCUUUCCAGCGGGCUUCGGGCCGGCAGUGGACGGUGCAGCGUGACUCGGCGCAGCGGUUGAUGGAAAGCGGACACCGGAAGUUUGAGGGGGGAAAUGGCAUGUGGAGGCUGGAGUUGGUGGUCGCACAGAUGUUCGAUGAAGGGCAGGCCCGCUGUGUCGUGGCGCCUUCGUGGUCGGACUCGGACUCGCCCUUGUUGGGGGUGGCAGAAGAGAGUGCAGAUGAGGUGGUGGCUAAGGUGUUGCAGGUGUAGAGUGGAAUAGGAAAAAUUCAAUCAUAGGGUGCCUCAUGG